Messenger RNA from Ooceraea biroi (clonal raider ant), 1647 nucleotides. RefSeq lists its product as uncharacterized. The record is from RefSeq and is a predicted model, not a curated record. NCBI's taxonomy places the organism in Eukaryota, Metazoa, Arthropoda, Insecta, Hymenoptera, Formicidae.
AAUAUGGAUGUCGGAGACUGAAUGCUAGAAAGCUUGAUAUUCUGGAUUCAAGAAUGACGUUUCUUAAAACGCAUUGUCCUUCAGAAUUCAAUUGCCGUCCAAACAAGUUAACUAUGUUCCACCAUUUCAAAGCGUCAUGGAGAGUCUUAAGCAAAAUCAAUUGAUGGAAAAUGAAAAGAAGUCGAAGAAAACUUUCACAGUAUCCAGCAGCGGCAGGAUAAUAAAGCCUCCGAAACAUAUUCUCCCAACGUCCUCAGAUGAAGCUCUUAUACGUAGAAAGAAGUCCUCGAAGAAUAUGAUUAGCAUGAAGAAAGAAUUGGAGCGAUUGCGCAGCAUAUACGGAAAAGCAGACAAGGUCACCAAAGUAGUAUCAAGAAACCCUAUUUCAUCGGUCGAAAAAGAAAAUGUUGCAUCCAACGCGUCCCCACACGAUAUAUUGCCCAUUAGGUAUUGUUCAGAUACCAUCGAAAGCAGUUCGAAAAAACCAACAUAUAGUGUCGAGCCGACGAAACAACCAUCUGUCCAUCAUAUCCUCGAAUCUGUACCCCUGUCUAACAUAGUGCUACCAGCAGAGGAAAGCAGUAUAACGAUGAAACACAUGAAGAGUGUUUCUUUCAAUGAAGACUCUCUGCAUUAUUGCAAACAAAUCCUCGACAAACUAAAAAUAAUAGAAUCUCAAAACAAGGAGAUUCUUUUAGACAAUGGAAAAAUAAUGAAAGAGCUCUUGCGCAUGAAUAUGGGCGAAGAGGCACUCAAUAAAAGUUUAUUGAAACCACUUGAUGGCUUUCCCCUGCAUACCAUGGAUCAAUUUACGGAAAUGGGAACUGAUUCUAAAAAAGAAGAGCGGAAGAAAUUGUUUUAUCAUUUAUGCAACCUAGGAGGGUCAAAAUUGAGAGAAUUCCUGAGUGGUAGUUUGAAACAAGCAAUGACUGAUGAGCUGGUCAAUCAUUUUACAUGGUCUGGUGACAAAAAAUCUGAAAAGUUCGGCGAUACUACAAUCGCCAACAUUCUAUAUCUGGCAGCGAAAAAGUGUCCAUUCUUUGAUGGCCCAAAUACCAUAUCUCAGUUCAAAAUCGAAAUGCAAGAAGUUUUGCGAAGUACAAAACAAAGGUUCCGCAACAGCUUGACAAAAAUGAGUAAGUCAGAUCGUGACACCGAUGGUGACGAUGUAGAACUCAUGGAGGAAAUGUAGCCAUUGCAAUUACUAGAAAACGAGUUCGAAAAUGAAGACGUCGAGGACAUGAUGGAUGACUCGAAUGACUCGGAUGACUAGCAGGAAAAUAAUUUUACUGAUUUAUCUCUUUCUAUUAACUAUACAGUAUUAAUUUGCGUUUGAUAUAAUAAUUUAUAUUCUAGAAUUAAUGCAAGUUAUGUUUUGCGUUUGAUAACAUUUAUAUUCUAGAAUUAUGCAAGCUUUAUAUUUUGCGUUUAAUAUAAUAAUAUAUAUUCUAUAGAAUAUAUAUUAUUCCCCCAUAGAAAUUUUGCGCUUGAUAUAAUAAUUUAUGUUCCAGAAUUAACGCAAGUUAUGUGACAAGAUAAAAACGUGCAAUAUAACAUACAUAUGUCACCGUUUCGCAAUUUUAUAGUUUUUAUUUUUCUAUUGCUGUGCAUGUUUUCUUGUCAUAUUAUAUGUAUUUCAUUAACGUU